Messenger RNA from Phanerochaete carnosa HHB-10118-sp, 520 nucleotides. RefSeq lists its product as uncharacterized. The record is from RefSeq and is a predicted model, not a curated record. Bases 68 to 277 code for a protein of 69 amino acids. Lineage: Eukaryota; Fungi; Basidiomycota; Agaricomycetes; Polyporales; Phanerochaetaceae. The transcript is spliced from 4 exons.
UGAAUCGUCUCGUGCACGCCCGCAUAACGCACAAGUGAUAUCGUGAUUGGGUGAUGACGCUCAUGGAAUGCUUGCACGCCAUGCCGCAGAUGCAGGUCAAGGAAUAGACGAUGCCUGUCUCCUAGCGAAGCUCUUGGGUCGCCCACAAGAAACCCAUCGAGCAGUCGACGCAAUCCAAAUAUAUGCUGCUGUCCAGUGGACGAGCUUUACGAUAUGUGGUAUUACGUCUGGGGCCGACCAACAAGCGCUGGUUUUGAAGAAGCCAAUCGAAUCUUAGUGAGUAAAGCCCGCUUUGAGCGACGUGGCUGUCAUUUAAGUUUGCAUUUCCCAAGGUGCCGCUGGCGUACUCGUUGGGGAUGGUGCUGUGGCGCUGAGGUCAUGCGCCCGUAUAGACAGCUACCGUUCUACCUGCUCGCGGCGAUACUGACCGUGGCUUCACCAGACGCCCCCAACCGCGAUAGCACCCAAAAUUGAGAGCUCGUGUCCUCUCUAGGAAGUAUUCAAAUGCCAUCCUAUUCGC